Molecule: messenger RNA, 2999 nt
Organism: Venturia canescens
Lineage: Eukaryota; Metazoa; Arthropoda; Insecta; Hymenoptera; Ichneumonidae
Product: ATP-dependent DNA helicase Q1-like
Exons: 3
Coding region: 164-1972 (602 amino acids)
Biological process (GO): double-strand break repair via homologous recombination
Cellular component (GO): cytoplasm; chromosome
Molecular function (GO): ATP binding; nucleic acid binding; four-way junction helicase activity
Source: RefSeq, a predicted model, not a curated record
UGACUUCGCUUUUGAUUUUAUUCUUUUUUGCGAAGCAAAUAGCGUCUUUUGUAUUAAAAAAUUGAACUACAUCGUUAUUUUGUUAUGUGAAUUACAUUAAGAAACAAACGUGUAUUCACAGUGUGAAUAAAAGUUAAAAGAGGAUAAAGUUUUGUACUGCAACAUGUCAAGCUCAUCAAAGGAUGUUAUGGUUAUUGAUGACGAUGAUGACGAAUAUCAUGCGACAGAAGAAGAUGAAAUAAAUGCGAUAGACUUUGAGCUUCGUCAAAUUGAGCGAGACCUACAAAAGCUGGAAGACAGAAAAAGCAUUUUAAUCCAACGAAAGCAGAAGCUUCGUGAUGACGCUUUACUCAAAAAAAGUCUGUCCGUGUCAAAGAAAAAUUGGGAAAAAUCAGAUUUCUCAUGGUCAAUGAAUCUGAAAAAAACUCUCACCGACACCUUCAAGAUAAAGGAGCUCAGAGAAUUACAGUUACCGACUAUGAACGCUACAAUGUCAGGGGAAGAUGUUAUUUUGGUUAUGCCAACAGGAGGGGGAAAAUCGUUGUGUUACCAAUUGCCAGCUGUGAUAGGAAAAGGGGUAACCAUAGUAGUUUCCCCGCUCGUAGCUCUGAUGGAAGAUCAGCUUCGAGGUUUGCAUAAAAACAAAGUGAAUGCAUUAAUGCUGAGCUCGAAGGCUCAUAAAGACGAUGUGAAAUCUGUAAUGAACGGUUUAAUUGAUAAAAAUUCGACUUUGAAAUUAGUUUACGUGACUCCUGAAUACAUGGCAAAGUCGAAUCGUUUCAUGGGCAAACUGCAAAAAGCAUUUGAGCUCAAUAGACUCAAUAGAUUUGCCAUCGACGAGGUUCACUGUUGCAGUCAGUGGGGUCAUGACUUCCGCCCAGAUUACAAAUUUCUCGGCAUUCUCAAAUCAAUGUUCCCAGGCGUUCCUAUUUUAGGUUUGACUGCCACAGCGCCAGCAAAAAUAAUCGUGGAUGUUCAGAAAAUGCUGGAUAUUCAAGGCUGCCUGGUACUUCGAGCAUCAUUCAACAGACCGAAUUUGUACUACGAAGUACGACGAAAACCAUCCGACAAAGCAAAUUGUCUUUCGAUGAUUGAAAAUCUCUUGAAAACUCGUUUCGAGGGUAAAUCCGGUAUAAUUUAUACGACCACCAUAAAAGAAGCAGAACAACUGACCUCGGAUCUUCGAAGCAAGGGAUUGAAAUUGGGUUGUUACCACGCGAUUCUCGAGGCUGACGUUAGAACGAAAGUUUACAACAAGUGGAUCAACGGCGAAUAUCAAGCAAUCGUAGCGACAAUCGCCUUUGGCCUUGGUAUCGAUAAGCCCGAUGUGCGAUUCGUCAUUCAUCACUGUAUCUCCAAAUCUAUGGAAAAUUUCUACCAAGAGAGCGGACGAGCAGGGAGAGAUGGAAGAAAAGCAGCAUGUAUAGUACUUUAUCGGUUGCCUGAUAUAUUUCGUCUCAGUACUAUGGUUUUUCAAGACAAAGUUGGCCUUCAGAAUCUCUACAAAGUUCUCGAAUAUUGUCUCGAUCCGACCACGUGUCGCAGGAGUCUCAUUGCGACCCAUUUCGAAGAGAAAUGGUCUCCGAGCGAUUGCUCUCAAAUGUGCGACCAUUGCAGACACAGUUGUAAAAAAAAAUCUGUUGAUGUUGCACCUUAUUGUCGACAAUUGUAUCAAAUAAUGACUAAAGCUGUCCAAAGCGAAACGAGACUCACACCUCUCAAACUCAUUGAUGCUUGGUACGGAAAGGGUGCUACGACUUCCAGAGUCUCUUCAGUUCCGGUACCAAAAUUCAGUAGAGAAACUGGUGAGUCCAUCGUCGGUCAUCUUCUUGUUAAUGGAUAUCUUCAGGAAGACUUUCACUUUGCCGCUUACUCUACUAUAACUUAUCUCAAACGAGGACCCAAAUCCGGACUUGCACUUAACAACAGCCACGUAAUCAUGUUCGAUUGCGAUGAAAAUGUUAAACUGUAAACUCUUUCUGGACGUGAAAUAAUGUACAUUUGAUUUACAGUAUUAUAAGUUAUUUGAAAUAUAGCUUUUUCUAAUCAAACGUCAUUUUUUAAUACAAGAGAAGCAAUAGAGCGAAUGGAAAAAUGUUAAGCUUCAUCAUUCGGAAAGGUACAUUGAAAAAUGUUUUUCAGUAGGAAAGGAAUAAUUCUUAUUUUAUUCGUCGUCGGAUUUCUUCUGCCUGAAGAGCCUUUGAAAAAAAUGUGAUCCAAUUCUCCACGAUGUCGACUCAUCACGACACUUGUAAUUUCAAGAUUAUUUUAUACUUUUAUAAAAUUAUUUUUAAAAUUUAUUUAUCAAAAGGCUACUUUCAUAAAUGUAAUUCGUAUUUUCAAUAUUUUUUUCUUUUGAAUGUCUUUGUACGAUGGUCAUUUUCAAUCAUCAAGUCGCAACGUGCUUCAACGGUAACACGCUUGCAGCGCUGCCGGCAGCAGAUUUUAGAGUAGUACCGCCUGAUUUCGCGGCAGCAGGAAGUGACGUCAAUGACGUGUGCAGUGUGCAGCAACCAUCCGACGACGAUUCGACCCUAGACUCCAACACCAGGAUAAUUAAUCACCCCACGUUGUUGAGAAAGCAAACGUAAUUUUGACGUUUUUUAAAAACUUUCUCAUUGUUUUAGAUUUUUUAUAUUCAAUUUUCAUCGAAAGUAACUUUAUCAUAUAUCGUUCUCUUAGUUGUCAAAAAAGAGAGAGAAUGGCUUAAAUUAAACGCCAUAAUCACCUACGAUAGAACUUUUAUGCUGAAAAGAAAAUUUGAGUAAACGGAAUCUAGAGUCAAUAUUUCUUGGAGGGAUUAAAUAUGAAUAUAUUGAAAAAAUGGCGACGACUUGACGUUCAAGAAUGAGGGGAAAUCGCCCGAUUUCGAAAAUACACGUCUUGCCUCGGUCGGUUGAAAAUUUCCGUCUGAUACUUGACGCCAUGUACUUUUAAUGAUAUACAUUCAGUUUUUUGUUCAUAGUCAUAAGUGAAAUAAAAAAUAUUUCCAACUUAAA